This is a messenger RNA of Entelurus aequoreus (snake pipefish), 3273 nucleotides long. RefSeq names its product aquaporin-3-like. Gene Ontology annotation, molecular function: urea transmembrane transporter activity; glycerol channel activity; water channel activity. Bases 53 to 961 code for a protein of 302 amino acids. Gene Ontology annotation, biological process: glycerol transmembrane transport; water transport. The record is from RefSeq and is a predicted model, not a curated record. Gene Ontology annotation, cellular component: basolateral plasma membrane; plasma membrane. Lineage: Eukaryota; Metazoa; Chordata; Actinopteri; Syngnathiformes; Syngnathidae. The transcript has 6 exons.
AAGCCGCCAACCAAGUGUGCCUUCUAUAUUUCCUUCCACCCGAGAAGACAACAUGGGCAGACAGAAGAUAUAUUUGGAAAAACUGUCCAAGACCUUCCAGAUCCGCAACCUGCUCCUCCGCCAGGCCCUGGCGGAAUGUCUGGGGACUCUCAUCCUUGUGAUGUUCGGCUGCGGCGCCGUGGCCCAGUUGGUGUUGAGCGGUGGUUCUCAUGGUUUGUUCCUGACCGUCAACUUUGCCUUUGGCUUUGCUGCCACUCUGGGCAUCCUCGUCUGUGGCCAAAUAUCAGGAGGACAUCUGAACCCCGCAGUGACCUUCGCCUUGUGCCUGCUGGGCAGAGAACGAUGGAGAAAGUUUCCCAUGUACUUCCUCUUUCAGACAAUCGGCGGGUUCCUCGGAGCGGCUGUCAUUUUUGCCAUGUACUACGACGCCCUGUGGGACUUUCCUGGAGCAUUUAAUGUGACUGGACCAAAUGCGACAGCUGGUAUAUUUGCUACCUAUCCUGGAAAACAUCUCACUCUUGUCAAUGGAUUCUUUGAUCAGAUUAUUGGCACGGCGGCACUGAUCGUUUGCAUUCUGGCCAUCGUUGAUCCUUACAACAACCCCAUCCCCCAAGGACUGGAGGCCUUCACUGUGGGUUUUGUGGUCCUGGUCAUCGGCCUGUCUAUGGGAUUCAACUCUGGAUAUGCCGUCAAUCCCGCCAGAGACCUCGGACCUCGCAUUUUUACCGCAGUAGCCGGGUGGGGCACAGAAGUUUUCACCGUCAGAAACGGCUGGUUCCUGGUGCCUGUUUUCGCCCCCUUCCUCGGUACGAUCAUCGGAGUCAUCAUCUACCAAAUGAUGGUCGGUUUCCACGAGGAGGGUGAAGUACGUGACCGAAGGAACGCGCAGGAGGAGAGUGUUCGACUCACUAACAUCAGCACCCACGACAAGUCGAAAGAGGCCGCCAAGCAAGUGCACUGAGCACCGAUUUUGAUCCACUUUCCAGCACAGUUCAUCUCAAUCCUCUUUUCUAAGCUCCUGUCAGAAUGCUGUGAUCAUCAAAAUGAAGCUAAUUUGUCGUUAUUUGUAUUAUGUGUGGAGGGGAGCUUUGAAAAUUCUUGUUCAAACAGUAUUUAAUGCCUUGUACCAGUGUAGUUUUAGGGAUUUCAAUCCACAUGAGCAUUUAGACAUGAUGCAUUGCCAGUCCACACAAUUUCAAGGAAUUUGAACCAUUUAAGUAAUUUAUGAAAAUAUUCCUUUUUUUAACUGUGGAAAAACAGUUCAAUCACAUAAGCUUUGUUUACAUCCGCAAAAUGUCUCCAAUCCGAUCCGAAAUUCGGUUAAACGGAAUUCCAAAUCCACUGUUUACAUGUUAAACCCCAUGUGGUUCACUCCCUGAUUUUUCUGUUCCGCCCGGGACUUGAACCUCGGUUGUCCAACUCGAUUACCAGCACUGCUCUUGAAGUUGUUAGAGAAUGAAGUUUUCCCAACGUACACAUGGCCUAGCAACACCGGCUAGCCUCCGUUACACUCAUCCCCUGAAACUUCACUCUCCUCCGGGUCACGGCACCACUGUAUUCAGCGUUAUUUGGUCCCUGCUUUUUUUUUCCGCCCAGGACUCGGACCUGGGUCGUCCGCAUCAGACGCGAUAUAGCACUGCUCUUGAAGUUGUCAGGGAAGGAAGUUUCCCCAACGUACACAUGGCCUAGCAACACCGGCUAGCCUCCGUUACACUCUUCCCCCUAAACCUCACUCUCAUCCAAGUCACGGCAUCACUGUAACCCGUGUGGUUCGGUCCCUGCUUUUACUGUGCCGCCCUGGACUCAAACCUAGGUCGUCCGCAUCAGAAGCGAGCCAGCACUGCUCGUGAAGUUGUCAGGGAAGGAAGUUUUCCCAAUGUUCACAUGUCCUAGCAACACCGGCUAGCCUCCGUUACACUCAUCCCCCAAACCCUCACUCUCAUCCGGGUCACGGCACCACUGUAUUCAGCAUUAUUCGGUCCCUAAUUUUUCGACCCAGGGUCGAGCUAAAAGCCCGGGCUAUCAAACCGAUAGCCAGCACUGCUCUUGAAGUUGUCGGGAAAUGUGUUUUUACCAACAGACACAUGGCCCUCCAUUACACUUUUCCCCCUAAACUUCACUCUCCUCCGGGUCACGGCACCACUGUGACACGCGUUAUUUGGUCCCUGCUUUUUCUGUUCCGCCCAGGACUCGACCCUGUGUCGUCCGCAUCAGAAGCGGGCGAGCUAAAAGCCCGGGCUAUCAACCCGAUAGCCAGCACUGCUCUUGAAGUUGUUGGGAAAUGUGUUUUUACCAACAUACACAUGGCCCUCCAUUACACUUUUCCCCCUAAACCUCACUCAUCCGGGUCACGGCACCACUGUAACCCGCGUUAUUCAGUCCCUACUUUUUCUGUUCCGCCCAGGACUCGAACCUGGGCCGUCCGCAUAAAAGGCGAUUGAGCUAAAACCGGAUAGCCAGCACUGCUCUUGAAGUUGUCAGGUUUUACCAACGUACACAUGGCCUCCGUUAUGCUCAACCCCACGAAACCUUACUCUCAUCCAGGUCACGGCACCACUGUCCCCCGUGUGGUUCGGUCCCUGAUUUUACUGUGCCGCCCUGGACUCAAACCGAGGUCGUCCUCAGGAGAGGCGAGUGAGCUACCUACCGAGCUAAAAGAUUUGGCUACCGGCUGGCCUCCUUUGGAACACGCGCCAAGUGUUUAUUUAGAAUAUAAACCGUCUGGGCCAUUUUUCGUGGAAAUAGUAGAGAAAUAUGCUACUUUCACCAAUGUUGUAAAAAAAAGUUGUAUUUGUGUCCAACACAUUUAAUUUUACGCCUCUGUUUAUGUUCGGUAAUUUUUUUUAAAUAUUAUUUUUAUGAAUUUGUUUCUACAACUCAGUGUUUCUAUCAAGGCGUUCAACAACUCUUAACAUUUCUAAAAAUAAAGUUGUCAAAAAUGCAUAUUUGCUGCUGGGCUCGGCUCUUUUCAAGGCCGGUGAAGGUGAUUCACCCCAACCACGAAGCCAGGAUCUGAAUGGAUGUGUACAUUGGACCUUAUUGGAUUCAAAUCUUCUGAUUGAUGUGCUUAUAUGUACCAUUUUUAAUCUGAUUAUUUGUGUCUAGUAAACAUGGCUAUGGUUAAUAAUAGUCACAAAUGACUCUUUUACCCCCCACACAGGUACAUAGUCAUGAAUUGAACCGUUAAAAAUGCACCUUUUAUGACACGUGUUACGGUGCAAGACUAUAUGACAUUUAUUUUGUAUGUCGGGUGAGGGGUUGUUCUUUUGUACU